GAAGUUGUUUCUAUUUGGCUUUGUUUUUCUAGCUGUGACUUCUGCUGCUGAACAGUUUCUCCUCGCUUCCAUAAAUGCCCAAAUGUCCAGGCUGACAUGACUCUCUCGUUCUCCAGGGAGAGGCAGAGUUUGCCCGCAUCAUGAGCAUCGUCGACCCUAACCGCUUGGGCGUGGUGACGUUCCAGGCCUUCAUCGACUUCAUGUCCCGGGAAACAGCGGAUACAGACACUGCUGACCAGGUUAUGGCUUCCUUCAAGAUCCUGGCAGGAGAUAAGAACUACAUCACUGUGGAUGAACUGCGGCGGGAGCUGCCUCCGGAUCAGGCUGAGUACUGCAUUGCCCGAAUGGCACCCUACACCGGCCGCGAUGCUGUACCCGGCGCUCUGGACUACAUGUCCUUCUCCACGGCGCUCUAUGGCGAAAGUGACCUUUAACUUUUCUCUGUCCCACCACACGCUCCCUCCCCUCUCCCCCGUCCGACACGCCCUUCUUUCUCUUUGCAAAGCAGCCUCUGCUCCGCUCUUUUUUUGUGUUUCCCUGUUUUGCUUCAGAUAACAGAUCACGUUUUUAAGUGGGGGGGUGGGGGGGAGGACAUUGACACGGCACCGCCUACCUUGCCCUUGAAAUGACAGUUUACAAAAUUAUUUUGUGCAAAAAAGUUACGUUUUAAAAAGAACAGACAUAUUUUAUUAUAGAAAAAGGUAUUUUUCUCCACCAGAUUGAAAACUUAAAAAGAAAAUGUUAAAAUAUUGCACCAAAUAUUUUUUGUUGUGACAUGGAGAGUCGAGCACAAUGUUACAUUCCAUCCUUGCUGAAAAGAACCAACCAACAACGAAACGCCACUCGUUCUGUUAACUUCUACGUUUGCGUGUGUCUCUUCAUCACGUGUAUCUUGGGAGGGGGGAAGGCACACAAGUGCAUGUGUUUGCUGGUUCACUCAUUUCAUGAAAAUAUUUUAUGAUAAACUUUUGAAAUUGCUGUGUUUUCUAGGGAAAAAAAAUAAUGUACACAGCUCAUGUUUUCAUAUUUAAUUAAAAAAUACAAUAUGCCUCCUAUGUUUAUCAGUGCACAACUUCUUUUUGUUGCUGAGAGUUGUCUGGUUUCCGAACAUGAAGCUUGAGAGUCGAUAACUUUGAUAUUGCUUGUCACAAACCAUAUUAAAAAAAUUUCUUGUGAUAACAA
Eurypyga helias (sunbittern) is the source of this 1182-nucleotide messenger RNA. RefSeq names its product alpha-actinin-1-like. Lineage: Eukaryota; Metazoa; Chordata; Aves; Eurypygiformes; Eurypygidae. The transcript has 2 exons. The record is from RefSeq and is a predicted model, not a curated record. The coding region runs from base 141 to 434 and encodes 97 amino acids.